AUGGCAUCGAAAUCGGUAGAAGCUACGCUGACCUACUUCGGAACAACGACGUUUCGGUUGGACAUCAAUGGUCUGACCAUAUUCCUCGAUACUUGGCUGGAGCGAUCGAAAGCCCACAAGAAAUACAUCAACAUCGACGAUGUGGAGAAAGCCGAUUACAUUUGCAUUUCUCAUGCCCAUUUUGAUCACCUGCCUGGAGCAGACAAACUCGCCAUCAGGACAGGUGCCCGAGUUAUUGGAAACCCGGAGACGAUUCGAAUCCUUCGUGAUGCCGGCGUACCGGAAGAUCAGCUGAUAUGUGUCGCUGGUGGAGAACGAGUUCCUCUGUUUUCGAAAGAAGUCUGGUCAAAGGCAGCCGAAGGCGAAGGUCUUGCACCUGGUCCGCGUUUUCCAGGCGCACCUCCACGCCCAGAUCCUGCUCUCGCAUCUGCGGCCGUCGACAUCUGGCCCUCGUUGCACUGCUUGAUCACUCCCGGUUCGCACAAAGAUGAAUUUGAUCUCACAGAUCCACAACCCAAGCCUGCCAAUGAAUGGAAGUCCACUCUCGACAUGAACUAUGCCAUGCGAUGGGGACUCCUCCGACUAGGCAAAAUUCUUCCGCCUGAAGCACAGCAGGACCCUGGCAUGAAGGCCAUGAUAGAGUAUUUCGAGGAUCCAGAGAACAAAUUCUCCCACUGCGAUGGUGGCCAGCUGAUGUACAACUUUCGCGCCGGUGGCCCGUCGCAUAAUGCGAAGGCGAUUCUCUGGAACGCACAUCUGGGGUGCUAUGAUGGAAUCAUGAAGACAGUGCGGCCAAAGCCGGAUGUUGCUAUUCUCGGAGCUGCUGGAGAAGUGAACUUGAAUGGUCGGCCUUACGAAGGCAGUGCGGCGGAUUUUCUUGUCGAAGAGUGUGAAUGGCUAGGAUAUCCAAAAACUGUCAUUUGGUGCUUGCACGACGAGAGUCCAAUACCACCAUAUCGAUCGAACACAUCUGGUGCGAAGGACUUGAUAGAGAGCAAGUCCAGGUGCCGAGUAUUGGAUAUGGAGCCAGCUCGAGGCUACGAGCUCUUCUGA
Cercospora beticola is the source of this 1053-nucleotide messenger RNA. Its product is annotated as MBL fold metallo-hydrolase. The record is from RefSeq and is a predicted model, not a curated record. Lineage: Eukaryota; Fungi; Ascomycota; Dothideomycetes; Mycosphaerellales; Mycosphaerellaceae.